Phacochoerus africanus (Common warthog) is the source of this 1964-nucleotide messenger RNA. RefSeq names its product VRK serine/threonine kinase 2 (gene VRK2). Gene Ontology annotation, molecular function: ATP binding; protein serine/threonine kinase activity. The coding region runs from base 355 to 1932 and encodes 525 amino acids. NCBI's taxonomy places the organism in Eukaryota, Metazoa, Chordata, Mammalia, Artiodactyla, Suidae. Gene Ontology annotation, biological process: peptidyl-serine phosphorylation; signal transduction. The transcript is spliced from 15 exons. Gene Ontology annotation, cellular component: nucleus; cytoplasm. The record is from RefSeq and is a predicted model, not a curated record.
CGGGCCCUGCGGCUGGGACGCCGAGAGCCGGGUCAGCCUUCUCUUGUCUCCGGGUCCUGGGGGUCGUGGCGGGCCCCCGCGCGUCAGCUCCCCGCUCUCCACGUGCCCGGCCGGCGCGGCGCCCCAGCCCCGGGUGGAGCUGCCGUCAGAGAGAGACGCCAGAGUCUCCGCCCCGCGCCCCAGUGCCGGGCCGGGCGGUGCGCCUGCUUCCGCGGCAUUAAUCGUCUAAACUCCUGGCUUCCCUUGUGUCCACGUUAGGAGGAGGAUAGGUGAAUAUUAUUAAAGAUUUCUACUGUGUUCCUUCGCUGUACCUCAGGUGUUGCUGCUAAGUGCAGGUCCUUGGAUUAAAAAGUGAUGCCACCAAGAAGAAAUGAGAAAUACAAACUUCCUGUUCCACUUCCAGAAGGCAAGGUUCUGAAUGAUACAGAAGGAAAGCAAUGGGUACUGGGCAAGAUGAUUGACUCUGGAGGAUUUGGCUUGAUAUAUUUAGCUUUCUCCGCAAGUGAACCAGAUAAAGAUGCAAAACAUGUAAUAAAGGUGGAAUAUCAAGAAAAUGGCCCAUUAUUUUCAGAGCUUAAAUUUUAUCAAAGAGCUGCAAAAAAAGACAAUAUCAAAAAAUGGAUAAAACUCAAACAGCUUGAUUAUUUAGGAAUUCCUCUGUUUUAUGGAUCUGGUAUUACUGAAUUCAAGGGAAGAAGUUACAGAUUUAUGGUAAUGGAAAGACUAGGAAUAAAUUUGCAGAAGAUCUCAGACCAGAAUGGUACUUUUAAAAAGUCAACCGUCCUACAGCUAGGUGUCCGAAUGUUGGAUGUAUUGGAAUAUAUACAUGAAAAUGAAUAUGUCCAUGGUGAUAUAAAAGCAGCAAAUCUGCUUUUGGGUUACAGAAAUCCAGAUCGGGUUUAUCUUGCAGAUUAUGGACUUUCCUACAGAUAUUGUCCCGAUGGAAACCACAAACAGUAUCAGGAAAAUCCUAAAAAAGGCCAUAAUGGGACAAUAGAGUUUACUAGCUUGGAUGCCCACAAGGGAGUAGCCCUGUCCAGACGAAGUGACCUUGAAAUCCUCGGCUACUGCCUGCUGCGGUGGUUAUGUGGGAAACUGCCCUGGGAACGGAACCUGCAGGACCCCGUGGCUGUCCAGACUGCUAAAACAAAUCUGUUGGAUGAGCUCCCCGAGUCAGUGUUUAAAUGGGCUCCUUCUGGAAGCAGUUGCCAUGAAAUAGCCAAAUAUUUGGUAUGUGCUCAUAGUUUAGCAUAUGAUGAAAAGCCAGACUAUCAAAAGCUCAAGAAAAUCCUGAACCCAAGUGGAAUACCUUUAGGACCACUGGAGUUUUCUGCUGAAGGAGAGAGCUUAAAUGUGCGCCCUCCAAACAAUCAAAAAAUUUUCCUUAGUCAUCCCCCUGUUUCUGCUGACUCAUUUCUUCAUAAUUUGAAGGUUGAUUCACGAAAGGCUGCAAUAAAGCAAGUCAAUCAGAUGCAAAGUAGGUUAAUAAAAAAAAAAGGCCACCGUGAGAGAAGUGCUGAGUCCUGUGCAACAAGGAAAAAAGUGCAGAAAGAGAAGCUGAUUGGUUUGCUUAACAAUGAAACAGCUCAGGAAAGCAUAAGGAGAAGACAAAAAUAUUGUGAGUCUCAAGAAUUUCUGAAUGAAGUAAAAAGUUCUCCACAAAGAUCCAGCUGUAUACAAUUCCCAAAUUCCUCUUAUGAACCCCAUCAAGGUUUCACCAGUACAGAUGUGUUCAAGUCAAGCUGUCCAUCUUGGGACACAUAUACAUCUACAGCUGGUACAGAGGGCACAGAAUUAGAAAGUUCUACAGGAUUUUGGCCUAUGAUGUCCCAGUUUACUCUCAGUGAAGAGACAAAGGUAGAUAUAUGUUAUUAUGGCUUCACCAUUCUUUUUCUUUUGAUAUUAGUAUGUCUUGCUUUAUAUUUUCUCUGAAGAUAUUAAAUAAAAUCCUUUUGCUAAUAUAA